GAGCACUGUCAGUGUGUCGCUGCUUUCCUAACCGCUGCUCGGCAAUAGAAAAUACGUCUGACAGAGGAAAGGUCGGUAUAAAGACCACCAGCUUUUCAAGCACCCACAAGACUUUUAUGUUAAGAGGCCUCUGUCUCCCCCUCUCUCCCUCCCAUUCUUUCUUUGUUUCUUCCUUUCUUUCUUUUUUUUCUCUUUCUUUCCUUCUUCCCAUCCUGAUCUGGAGCAAUGGCGACGGAAGACGAAGCGCGAGAAGCGGCAGAUGGGGAGGAAGUUCAAGUGGAAGCUGGGGAUCUGGGGACAACACAUUUGCAAAUGAACCUAGAUAGCAAGCUUUCAUCUCAUGCAGAGAUGAAGGACGAGGCAAGAGCCAUGGAUUCAACUGAAGGAAUGAAGGUUUCAGAGGAUCAAGUUUUAGAAAGAGCACCCUCUGUAGUCGAAAUUCCUCAAGAAGAUGCUCCAAAUGGUACACAUGCUUCUCUGAAUGGUCAUAUGAAAGAAGGGAAGAUCUCGAAUGAGAAGCCACAAGAAAAUGGUCAGAAAGGUAACGAGCAGGUAGAAGCUUUGCCAGAUGGAAUAAGCACCGAUCGGAGCAGCACAAGUAAUGGCGAAGAGGCAAUUGAUUCUUUAGACCAUGUUGAGAACACUACAGAAGGUACCAGCCUUCUAAAACAUGAUAAUGAAGAGCCAAAGGAACAUUGUCAACGAGAUGUAGAAGGUGCUGCAAUAGAGAGCAAAAUGGUGCACAAAGACACACUGCAGCCUGACAAUGAUGUUGAGCCAACAAUUGACGCUCAACAAGGCCACAAUCUGGAACCAGCAGAAGUAACUGAGGACACACAACCCACAACCAUGCCAUGUAUUCCUGGUGAAGAAGUUGUAGCUGAAGCACCUGCUGGAGUCCAAACUUCUUUGGAGCCUAAUGUGGAUGAGCCUGACGCCCUUCCAGAUAAUAGUGAUGGAAACACAGAAACAGUUGAACCAGCUAAAGUGGAUAAAGAGAACUGUCCAGAAGAUGAAGAUAUUGAGACCGUCAAACCAGAAGAUCAACCGAGUGAUAAAACUGACGAUGUGGAGGCAGACGUGGUGCAUGAAGAGGUGCCUAAAAGCAAGAAAACAGAUGUACCUGAAGAUAUGCCUAAAACUGGGCAAGCUGACGAGUCAAUGAAUGGUGAUCAAGAAGUGCUGAAUCAAGAAUCAACAGAAGAAACCAGUGACCCUCUGCCUGAAAAAACUGAAGAAACUUCUCAUGAGAGCAAUGUGUCCACCUCUGAGGAGACAACUCCAGAACAUGAUGCAGUGACAAGGGAGCCAGCUCUUGAUGUUCAAGAAGUGCAAAACCAGGGAUUAGCAGAAGAAAUAGCAGAUGCCAAAGAAGUUGAUACUGAGCAAAAAGUUCAACAAAGUGGUAUUGCUUUUGAGGAGGCAACUCCAGAAGAUAAUGCAACAAUCAUUGAACCAAGUUCUGACAUCCAACAUUUAAAUAAUGUGGAGUCAGAAGAAAUAAAGGGUCUUGAAGAUGCCAAAGCUGAAGAAUCCUCCGAUCAAAGCAAUGUGACAAUUGCUGAAGAUGCAACCCAAGAUAAGGAAGCAACAAAAGAUAUGCAACCAGUUCAAGGGUUGGAAGAGGAAGAACCUAAGAACACUGGAACUGUCGUAAUGGAUGAAGCUUCCAGUCAACCACAUGCUGAUGUCACCAAUAACCUUGCUGAAGAAGACAGUGUACCAGCAUGUCAGCCCCAGGUGACAGAAUUAAAAGAAGAGGUGAAGGACACUGGAGCCACUGAAACUCAAGAAAUCACUCAACAAAGUCAUGCUGCUGCUUCAGAGGAACUAAUAGCAGAAGACAAUUCUAUGGCAAUUGAACCAUUGAUUGAUGAAAUCCAGCAACCCCUGGAAAAAGCAUCAGCUGAAGUUAAGCACGCAGAAGUUUCUGAGACUCCAGAAAUCUGCCAUGAAAGAACUAUUUCUGCUCCUGAGGACUCUGUAAAAGAUGAUGUAACAGCAGAAGGACCAACCUCUGAUGCCCAAGAGGUAGAAAAUGUAGCAUCAGUAGAAGAAAUCAAGGACAACACAGCUGAGAAUAUCAUUGAAACCUCUAGUGUGGCAACUACUGAAGAGGCAGAUCAAGAAAAGAAUGUGCUAACAAGUGAGGAUGUGACUGAACAGCAAAUGCGUGGGCUUGAAACAGAAGAAAUACAGAACACUGAACCUGUUGAGAAAGAAGAAGUUUCUGAUCAAAGGCAUCCUUCUCUCUUGAAUGACUCAGCUCAAGAAGAUAGUAUACCAAGUGAUGGGCCAAAGACUGAAUCAACAGUAGGCGUGAAGGAAACUGAAGCACUCCCCCAGGAAAGCAAUGUUACCAUUUCUGAGGAGCCUGCUUCAGAAGAAAAUAUAACAGCAAGUGAAGUAACUUGUGAUGAUCAAGAAGUAAAAAAAUUGGAACAAGCAAAAGGUGUUGAGAGCAACAAAGAUACCAAAACUAAAGAAAUCUCUGACCAAAGCACUGAGGUUUUUGCCAGGGAGACAACUCAAGGAACCAGUGACAUUGCAAGAGAGCCAGCUGUUGAUAUGCAAUCGGUGCAGGAGCUAGAAUCAGAAAAGAAGAAUGCAGAACUUACUGAAGUGAGUGAAGCAUCUGGUCAAUUGGAUGCUGCCGUCAUUGAGAACCCAACUCAUGAAGAUAACCUAACCACAAGUGAGUCGCUUGUGAUGGAACCAGCAGAAGUGAGCAGCAAUGAAGCCACUGAAGGUCAAGAAAUGCCUCAAAGUGAUGCUACUCAGUCGGAAGAUCACAAAACAGAAGGAAAUGUGGCAGUGAGUGAACCACAGAUCCUGGAACCAGAACCUGCUGAAGAAAUGAGAGACAGUGAAGCCACUGAACCUCGAGCUAUCCCGCAAGAAAGCAUGUCUGUUCCAGAAGAAGAUGUAACAGCAAAAGAAGCAGCUUCUGAUAUCAAAGAAGUACAAACCGAAGAGAUAGUAGGGGAACCUGAUGAUGUGAGAGCUGAAGAAAUAUCCAACCAGAGCAGUGGGACUAUUGUUGGAGAAACAGCUCAAGACAAGUUACUAUCAAGUGACCCAACUAGUGAUGUACAAGCAAAGGAGCUUGAAUCACAAAAAAUUGGUAACAGUGAGGAUGUUCAAACUGAAGAAGGUUCCCAUCAAACACAUGCUGAAGAAAAUUUGACAGAAAAUGAGCCACAAAUAGCAACAGAAGAUAACACAGCAAUCCUGACAGAUGUUCACAUUCAGCAGCUUCAAGAGCAAGAACCGGUUGAAUUCAGGGACACUGAAGCUACUGAACCUCAAGGGAUCUCCCCAUCUCACACUGCCUCUGGUUCUGAGCAGUCCACACCAGAAGAUAACGAGAUGACAGACCCAAGUCCUGCCACUCAAGCAGAGAAUUUAGAAUCAGCAAUACUGACGGAGGAAAGUAAAGAUGUUAAAAGCACUGAUGCAAUUGCUGAGGAGGAAACUCCCAGAGAACGCAUACAGGAAUCUGGGGCACAUGUUGAUAUACCACCAGUGGAGAAUACUGAGCCCGUUGAGGUGCAUGACAAUGUAACGACAGAUGACCUGCCAACAGAAGAGCUGAAGGACAAUGAAGCCAUAGAGGUUGCAGAAAUCCACUAUGAGAGCCCUGUUGCAAAUAUUGGUGAUCUCACUGAAGAUGCCAAAAGCAAUGUUGCUCUUGAAGAUGAGGCAGCUCCUGGUGAAGAUGUGAAAACAGAGGCAACUGGUAUUCAACCACAAGAGACAGAAUUAGAAGAGAUCAAGAAUAGUGAACCUGUUGAAGUGGAAGAUAAUAUAAUAGCAAGGGACCUGCCAGCAGAAGAGAUCAAGGACACUGAAGCCAUGGAAACUGAGAUGAUCCCUCAUGAGAGUACUGGUGCAAAAAUUAGCGAGCUCAUCAAUGAUGUGAAAAGCAAUGUUGCUCUUGCAGACGAGGCAGCCCCUGAUGAAUAUUCAAAAGCAACAGAGGCAACUCAUGCUACACCACAACCGCAAGAGCCAGACCUAGAAGAUAUCAAGAAUAGUGAACCAGCUGAAGUGGAACGAAACACAUCAGCAAGUGAUCUGCCAGCAGAAAAAGUGAAGGAUACUGAAGCCGUGGAAACUGAAGCAAUCAACGAGAGCACUGAUGCAAACAACAGUGAGUUCACUGAAGAUCUGCAAAGCAAUGUUGCUCUUACAGAUGAGGCAACUCAUGACGAACAUGUAGCGGUAGCGGAGACAACAGUUGAUAUACCACAAGCACAAGAGCCAGAACUAGAAGAGGUCAAGAAUAUCGAACCUGUUGAGGUGGAAGAAACUAGAUCAGCAAGUGACCUGCCAGCAGAAGACGUGAAGGAAACUGAAGCAAUAAACGGGAGCACUAUUGCAAACACCAGCAAGCUAUCUGAGGAUGUGACAAGCAAUGUUGUUCCUGCAGAUGAAGCAGCUCCUGAAGAGCAUGUAAUAGCAACUGAGGCAACAGUUGAUAUACCAGAAGCACAAGAGCCAGAACUAGAAGAGACCAAGAGUACUGAACCUGCUGAAGUGGAAGAAAACAUAUCAGCAAAUGAUCUGCCAGCAGAAGAGGUGAAGGAUACUGAAGCCGUGGAGACUGAAGCAAUCAACGAGAGCACUGAUUCAAACAACAGUGAGCUCCCUGAAGAUUUGAAAAACAAUGUUGCCCUUGCAGACGUGGCCGCUCCUGAAGAACAUGUAACAGUAGCUGAUGAUACAUUUGAUAUGCCACAAGCACAAGAGCCAGAAGUAGAAGAGAUGAAGAAUACUGAACCUGUUGAAGUGGAAGAAAACAUAUCAGCAAGUGACCUGCCAGCAGAAGAGGUGAAGGACACUGAAGAAAUCAACGAGAGUGCUGAUGCAAACAUCAGUGAGCUCACAGAGGAGGUGAAAUGCAAUGUUGCUCUUGCAGACGAGGAACCUCAUGAAGAGCAUGUAACAGUAGCUGAGACAGCAGUUGAUAUACCACAACCACAGGAGCUGGAACUAGAAGAGAUCAAGAAUACUGAACCUGUUGAGGUGGAAGAAAACAUGUCAGCAAGUGACAUGCAGGCAGAAGAGGUGAAACCUACUGAAGCAAUCAAUGAGAGCACUGAUGCGAACAUCAGUGAGCUCACUGAGGAUGUCAAAACUGAUGUUGCUCUUGCAGACGAGGCAGCUCCUGAAGAACAUGUGAUAGCAACUGAGGCAACAGUUGACAUACCGCAAGCACAAGAUCCAGAACUAGAAGAAAUCAAGAAUACUGAAACUGUUGAAGUGGAAGAAAACAUAUCAGCAAGUGACCUGCCGGCAGAAGAGGUGAAGGACGCUGAAGCCAAAGAAACAGAAGCAAUAACUGAGAGCACUGAUGCAAACAUCAGUGAACUCACUGAGGAUGUGAAAAGUACUGUUACUCGUGCAGAUGAGGCAGCUCCAGAAGAGCAUGUAACAGCAGCUGAGGCAGCAGUUGAUAUACCACAAGCACAAGUGUCAGAACUACAAGAGCUCGAGAAUGUUGAACCUGACGAGGUAGAAGAAAACAGAUCAACAGGUGACCUGCCAGCAGAAGAGGUGAAGGAAAUUGAAGCCAAGGAAACUGAAGCAAUUAACGAGAGCACUGAUGCAAACAUCAGCGAGCUCACCGGGAAUGUGACAAGCAAUGUUACUCCUGCAGACGAGGCAGCUCCUGAAGAGCAUGUAACAGCAACUGAGGCAACAGUUGAUAUUCCACGAGCACAAGAGCCAGACCUAGAAGAGAUUGAGAAUGUUGAACCUGUUGAGGUGGAAGAAAACGCAUCAGCUAAUGACAUGCUGGCAGAAGAGGUGAAGGACACUGAAGCCAAGGAAACUGAUGCAAUCAACGAGAGCAGUGAUGCAAACAUCAGUGAGCUUACUGAAGAUAUGAAAAGCAACGUUGCUCUUAUAGAUGAGGCAGCUCAUGAAGAACAUGUAACAGUAGCCGAGACAACAGCCGAUAUACCACAAGCACAAGAGCCGGAGCUAGAAAAGAUCAAGAAUACUGAAGCAGGUGACCUGUCAGCAGAAGAGGUCAAGGAAAUUGAACCCAAGGAAACUGAAGCAAUCAGCGAAAGGACUGAUGCAAACAUCAGCGAGCUCAAUGAGGAUGUGAAAAGCAAUGUUGCACUUGCAGACGAGGAACCUCAUGCAGAGCAGGUAACAGUAACUGAGAGAACAGUUGACAUACCACAAGCACAGGAGCCGGAACUAGAAGAGAUCGAGAAUACUGAACCUGUUGAGGUGGAAGAAAAUAGAUCAGCAAGUGACCUGCAAGCAGAAGAGGUGAAGGAAACUGAAGCAAUCAACGAGAGAACUGUUGCAAACACCAGUGAGCUACCUGAGGAUGUGACAAGCAAUGUUGUUCCUGCAGACGAGGCAGCUCCUGAAGAGCAUGUAAUAGCAACUGAGGCAACAGUUGACAUACCAGAAGCACAAGGGCCAGAACUAGAAGAGACCAAGAGUACUGAGCCUGCUGAAGUGGAAGAAAACAUAUCAGCAAAUUAUCUGCCAGCAGAAGAGGUGAAGGAUACUGAAGCCAUAGAGACUGAAGCAAUCAAUGAGAACACUGAUGCAAACAACACUGAGCUCACUGAAGAUGUGAAAAACAAUGUUGCUCUUGCAGAUGAGGCAGCUCCUGAAGAACAUAUAACAGUAGCUGAUGAUACAGUUGAUAUGCCACAAGUACAAGAGCCAGAAGUAGAAGAGAUAAAGAAUACUGAACCUGUUGAAGUGGAAGAAAAGAUGUCAGCAAGUGACAUGCAGGCAGAAGAGGUGAAGGACACUGAAGCAAUCAACGAGAGCACUGAUGCGAACAUCAGUGAGCUCAGUGAGGAUGUCAAAACUAAUGUUGCGCUUGCAGACGAGGCAGCUCCUGAAGAACAUGUAAUAGCAACUGAGGCAACAGUUAACAUACCACAAGCACAGGAGCUGGAACUAGAAGAGAUCAAGAAUACUGAACCUGUUGAGGUGGAAGAAAACAUGUCAGCAAGUGACAUGCAGACAGAAGAGGUGAAGAACUCUGAAGCAAUCAAUGAGAGCACUGAUGAGAACAUCAGUGAGCUCACUGAGGAUGUCAAAACUAAUGUUGACGAGGCAGAUCCUGAAGAGCAUGUGAUAGCAACUGAGGCAACAGUUGACAUACCACAAGCACAAGAUCCAGAACUAGAAGAAAUCAAGAAUACUGAACCUGUUGAAGUGGAAGAAAACAUAUCAGCAAGUGACCUGCCGGCAGAAGAGGUGAAGGACGCUGAAGCCAAAGAAACAGAAGCAAUAACCGAAAGCACUGAUGCAAACAUCAGUGAACUCACUGAGGAUGUGAAAAGUAAUGUUACUCGUGCAGAUGAGGCAGCUCCAGAAGAGCAUGUAGUAGCAGCUGAGGCAGCAGUUGAUAUACCACAAGCACAAGUGUCAGAACUACAAGAGCUCGAGAAUGUCGAACCUGACGAGGUGGAAGAAAACAGAUCAGCAGGUGACCUGCCAGCGGAAGAGGUGAAGGAAAUUGAAGCCAAGGAAACUGAAGCAAUUAACGAGAGCACUGAUGCAAACAUCAGCGAGCUCACCGGGGAUGUGACAAGCAAUGUUACUCCUGCAGACGAGGCAGCUCCUGAAGAGCAUGUAACAGCAACUGAGGCAACAGUUGAUAUUCCACGAGCACAAGAGCCAGAACUAGAAGAGAUCAAGAAUGUUGAACCUGUUGAGGUGGAAGAAAAUGCAUCAGCUAGUGACAUGCCGGCAGAAGAGGUGAAGGACACUGAACCCAAGGAAACUGAAGCAAUCAGCGAAAGGACUGAUGCAAACAUCCGCGAGCUCAAUGAGGAUGUGAAAAGCAAUGUUGCACUUGCAGACGAGGAACCUCAUGCAGAGCAGGUAACAGUAGCUGAGAGAACAGUUGACAUGCCACAAGCACAGGAGCCGGAACUAGAAGAGAUAAAAAAUACUGAACCUGUUGAGGUGGAAGAGAAUAGAUCAGCAAGUGACAUGCAAGCAGAAGAGGUGAAGGAAACUGAAGCAAUCAAUGAGAGCCCUGAUGCAAACAUCAGCGAGCUCACUGAGGAUGUGACAAGCAAUGUUGCUCCUGCAGACGAGGCAGCUCCUGAAGAGCAUGUAAUAGCAACCAAGGCGACAGUUGAUAUUCCACGAGCACAAGAGCCAGACCCAGAAGCAAUGAAGAAUACUGAACCAGUUGAAGUGGAAGAAUUCAUAUCAGCGAGUGACCUGCCGACAGAAGAGGUGAAGGAGACUGAAACCAAGGAAACUGAAGCAAUCAAUGAGAGCACUGAUGCAAACAUCAGUGAGCUCACUGAGGAUGUAAAAGGCAAUAUUGCUCAUGCAGAUGAGGCAGCUCCUGAAGAACAUGUAAUAGCAGCUGAGGCAACAGAUGAUAUACCACAAGCACAAGUGCCAGAACUAAAAGAGUUCGAGAAUACUGAACCUGUUGAGGUGGAAGAAAACAAAUCAGCAACUGACCUGCCAGCUGAAGAGGUGAAGGACAUUGAAACCAUCGAAACUGAAGCAGUCAACAAGAACGCUGAUACAAACAUCAGUGAGCUCACUGAAGAUGUUACUCUUGCGGAGGAGGCAGCUGCUGACGUACAAAUCAAUGUACCACCAGCAAAGGAGCCAGCACUAGAAGAGAUGAAGAAUAUUGAACCUGUUGAAGCAGAAGAUGGUAUAACAGCGGAUAAUGUCCCAGCAGAAGAGAUAAAUGACACUGAAGCCAUGGAGACUCGAGAAAUCCCUCAUGAGAAUACAGAUGAUAGUUUGAUAGCAAGUGCAGAACUUCCUGAUAUUCAACAAGCAGUCGAAGAUAAGGCAUGCACUGACACCACAGAAAACCAAGGGGAACCUCAACGAAGCAUUGUUUCUACUUCUGCUGAGCUUACUCCAACAGAAGAAGAAACAGCAGUAGUAGAGCAUACUCAAGAUACACAUGUACAGGAUGCCAGCAGUGGACCGGGAAGUGACCCAAAUUUGCUUGUCCAAUCAGCACAUCAAUCAGAAUUGGCUGAAGACAGCAAGGGUCAAUUUGUAAAGGCAGAAGAAACAGGCCAAAGUAAUGGUGCCACCCUUGAAGAACCAACUGCAGAAGACAAUGCUGCGAAUGAAAUCAGCCCGCUUGCUGAUUCUAAACAAGAGCAUGGAGUAGAAUCAAUGGAACAAAACAAAUGUAUUGAUGCUACUGAAGGUGAAGAGGCCUCCCAUUUAAGCCAAGAUCCUGGUUUAGAGGAGCCAGUUUCAGAACGUGAUACAACAACGGUUGAGCCAACUUCUGAUAUUCAGCAAGUAAAUGACAUGGAUGAAGCAGAAGAAAUGGCGGCCACUGAACCCAUCAACGGGGAAGAAAUUUCCUCUCAAAAAACAGAUGUUGCUACUUUGGAGGAUCCAUCUCCAACAGAUAAUGAAACGGCGCCAGAACAAAAUCCUGUUGAGUUAGAUGAAGAGAACUUGGGAAAUGAAAUCAGCAAUGCAAUCUUGGCAGAUGAAAAUAUCAAAGAGGAAGUACAAGAGCCAACAGAACAAAAGGACGAAUCAUCUGACUUGGGUGAAAAAACUGCUUUCACAACUCAGAAGGACGAGAGCGCUACUGAGGAAGAUAUUGUACAAAUUUCUGGUGAAGAUACAGUAGGGACUUCAAACAAUAUUGAGCAAAUCAAAGAACUGCCAAAAUCUGUAAUUGAACAUAAUGCGAUAACAAGUGGUGGCCAUACCAAUGAUCAAGAUGACGAGCAACUUCACAAUGUGGAGCUUCAAAUGCAAGUGUGUGAACGGUCAGUGGAUGUUUUAACCACUGAGAAGCCAGAUGAUCACAUACAAAAGGUUAGCUUGGAUCAGCAGCAGAAACAAGAUGAGGCGAUUGAAAAGCAAACGGAAGAAAUACAGACAGAUGAGCAGAAACAUGAUGACAGUAGGGCUGAUUUCACCACAGAGACAAUAUUGGAGCCCCAGAGCAACGAAAUUGACACAACUAAUAGGAACGACGAUGCCGAUGUGUUUGAGGCUGAACAAACAGAGGCAGUGACUACUGAAAUGCUCAAGAAUGAACAAACCCCACAUAUAGCCCAAGAAUCCAUUCCAAGCGUUACGGAUGCGAAGGUUGAGAACUCCACGGAAAUAGAAGAAACAACUGAACAAGAAGAUGCACCCAACAACACUGGCACUUUAUAUACUGAUGCUGAUGCUGAAAAAUAUAAUGAAGAUGAGAAGGAGAAUACAGAAAUAGAUGCAGCAGUAGCAAAAACUUCUACUGACAAACAGGAUGGAACAACUGAUGAAACUAUAAAUGAAGAGGUUGAAAAUGAUUUGGGAUUACCUGUCGAGAAGGAUCUUCAGAAAACAUCUGACCUAGCUUCUUCAAAUGAAGAAAUGCUAGAGAAUGAUCCUACAGUGGUUCCUCAGAACGUUGAAUCCAGAGUGCACUCAGAAGAGAAAGAAUGCAUAAACAAGGCCAAUGAUGGUAUGCAGGCCAUUCAAGCAUCAGAAGAAGAGAUCGUUGAUGAAGUGGAAAAGGAAGAAAUACAAAAUGAAGACACGAAUGUUAAUCAUGAAGAAAUUGAGACCAAACUUGUCGAUGGAGAGGCGUCUGGACUGCAGGACUUGAGUUUUCAUCCAAAGGUUGUAGAUGAUAAGUUGGCAACAGAGCAGAAUGGUGCAGAAGUUGAAACUGACUCGAAUGAGGAAAUGGCGACUGGCUAUACAGCAGUCACUGAAUCAGUCAAACUCGGUGAAGCUAUCUACGAUAAGGCUGGUGGAGCUGAUGUGGCACUAUCUGAUGAAAAUCUCGAGACCAUUGAGGACAACAGAAGGAAUCUUGAGGCUUCACCUGCCGUUACAGCAUCAGUAGAAAGUAUGAAGGAAGACAAUGAACAUCAUAAGCCUGCUCUUCCUGCACACUCCGCCGUGGAUGGAAAUGAAACUGAACAGGCAUCUGGCUUAGAGGUGACAGAAAGAGAGUUGUUUCCAGAGAAGCCACUCCCCACGGAAUCAGAAGAGCAAGAAGAGAGUCAAAUAACCACAGAACAAGAUGGAGAGAACGUACAAGAGCAAGAAACUGAUGACACAGAGAAAGAAAAAGAAGCUGAACAGAGUGAUUUGCCUGUCUCCCAUUUUCUGAUGAACCUGAUAAUGGGAAAAGAGAGCAAUGAGCCAGAUAGAAAUUCGGAAUUUAAGGCUGAAAAGAAGCAAGAAGAAACCACAAAAGAUGGCAGUUCUUUGAUCACCUCUCAACAGGAAGAAAGCUUGGUGCCAAUUCCAACAGAAAAUAAGGUGGACAAUGAACACAUCUUUGAACAAGGAAAACAUAAUCUAGAAGGCUCUGAAGAAACACAUGAUAUCAAGCUGGAAAAGGAUGAAGAGCUCAAUAGGAACACUCAUGAUUUGGAAGCACCAGUAUGCCAAAACAAUGUCCAGGGUGAAACUUCUAGUGAAAUGGUACCUGGUGGAUCUGGCCUGACUACAGAAAUGGAAACUAGAGACAUCAAGCUGGGUGAAAAGGCAACCAAUUCUGUUUGUCAGGAACAUAUGGAAGCGACAACACAGAUUGAAGAAGGAAGCUUGAAGAGCAACCUUCAUGACAUAACAAGCCCAAAGGUUUCUCAAGAGGACACAUUAGAGGAAGGAAGAACAGACCUUCAGCACGAGCCUUUACCUGAAAAAAGAAGUUCUGAUGCAGUGUCCGGGCAAACACUCUUGUUGACAGAACCAAAUAUGGGUGAUGAAAAGAAUUUGCCUAAUGACACUGAUGAUCUUCAAAGUCCUCUGAGCACAAAAAGAGAAGAGUCCAAUGAAUCUUCCAUCACUGAGGCCGAAAGUACUGUAGAGGCAGAACUGGAGAAUGGAGUAGACAAGGAAGAAAAGAAUCAGCAGACAACCAUGACAGGUGGAGCUACAGAAGAACAGAUAGAAAAUGAGCAUGAUAUCUCGCAGAAAGGCACAGAAGCAAUAUCAGAUGAGCAGAAGGGUGAAAUUACUGAACCAGUUAUGGGCAAUGAGAUAAAUUUGGUUCAUGAAAAGGGGAUUUCUGCAGACUCAGAAUGCAAGGACGAAAAGCAAAGCUCUAAGUUCUCAAACAGUGAACUAGACAACUCUGAGAAAGCUUCAGAAAUCCAGUUAGAUGGUUCCAGCUUGCAUAUAGACCAAGAUAAGCAAGAUGAAUCUGCGGGCGACCAAAUUGUGAUGGAGAAGAACAACCUGCUAGACAAGCCAGGAGAAUCUGAUUUGCAGAAGGUGCAGGAAACGGAAGUUGCACAAGAAUCUCCUGAAGAAUCUGAUGAAGGUGAUCAGAAUUCAUUGCCCAUAAGAGAGCCUGUGAUCAAAGAAGUGAAUGAAAACAAAACUGUUGAUAGCCAUGUGCAAACAGUGGACACACAAUCACAGGAAGAGCAAGAAACAUUUAAUUCACAGGUUCAGGAGCGUGAUCUCGAUGUGGCUUCACCAGAAGAGGCUCCUGAGGCUGAAGAAAAUAUUGUGGAGUCAAAGCCAGAAUUCAGCAGAGAUGAAGAACAAAGUCCAAAGAAAGAUGAAUCAAAUAUGGCAGGAGAGAAAACUUAUGAUGAGAAGACAAAGGGUGCACAGGAAGCUAAGAGUCUCACUGAUGAAGCGAAAACCAAAGUUGAAGAACAAGGAGUAGUACAGAAGGCGUCACACAAUCAGAAACGUGAUCUCGAUGUGGUUUCACCAACAGAAGCUCCUGGGAGUGAAGAAAAUGUUGUGGAUAUAAAAGAGCCAGAGUUCAGCACAGAUGAAGAAGAAAGUCCAAAGAAAGAUGUAUCAAACAUGGCAGAAGAGAAGAGUUAUGACAAGAAGACAAAUGGUGACGAGGAAGCUAAGAAUUUCACUGAUGACGCACCAACGAAAAUUGAAGAACGAGAGGCAGGGCAGAAGGCAUCACCUAAAAAGCAUAAUAUCUUAUCUGGUGUCGGAUCAAAGGUAAAGCACCAACUAGCAAAAGUGAAGAAAGCUAUCAUUGGCAAGCCUGGGCACACAAAAUCUGAAUCACCAAAAGUUUGAGAAUGGAUUCACCUUAGUGUUUGUAUAUUUUUGUUGCUAUUUGUACAUUUGUAUGCUAUUUACUUGAGGUGUAGUAUAGCGUGAUGGUACUAGUAAACAUCAAGGUUUCGCUAUGGCCAUUGCAUUGAAAUGUUGUGUGAUUGAAGAACGAUUUGUAAAUAUAGAUAGUGUGUAAAUCAAGGUUUGGUAAUUGUUUGAGUUUGAGGCA
This is a messenger RNA of Triticum aestivum (bread wheat), 13219 nucleotides long. Its product is annotated as titin homolog. The transcript is spliced from 8 exons. The record is from RefSeq and is a predicted model, not a curated record. NCBI's taxonomy places the organism in Eukaryota, Viridiplantae, Streptophyta, Magnoliopsida, Poales, Poaceae. Bases 226 to 13011 code for a protein of 4261 amino acids.